CCAGUCAACGUCGGAGACUACAUCCAGGCCGUGCUGGACAGGAACCUGGCGGAGAACAUAUCCCGCGUCCUCUACCCCAACGACAACUUCUUCGAGGGGAAGGAGCUGCGGCUGAAGCAGGAGUACUUCGUGGUGGCUGCCACCCUCCAGGACAUCAUACGCCGCUUCAAAGCGUCCAAAUUCGGGAGCACGGACAGUGUCCGAACGGUGUUUGACUCCUUCCCAGACCAGGUUGCCAUCCAGCUCAACGACACACACCCCGCCAUGGCCAUCCCUGAGCUGAUGAGGAUUUUCGUGGACAUCGAGAAGCUGCCCUGGAACAAGGCCUGGGACAUCACCACACAGACCUUCGCCUACACCAACCACACGGUGCUCCCCGAAGCCCUGGAGCGCUGGCCGGUGGACCUGGUGGAAAAGCUGCUCCCCAGACACCUGCAGAUCAUCUACGAGAUCAACCAGAGACACCUGGAUCACAUCGCGUCCCUCUUCCCGAACGACGUGGACCGGCUCCGGAGGAUGUCCCUGAUCGAGGAGGGAGGCACCAAGAGGAUCAACAUGGCCCAUCUCUGCAUCGUCGGCUCCCACGCCGUCAACGGCGUGGCGAAGAUCCACUCCGAAAUAGUCAAGACUCAAGUCUUCGAGGACUUUGCAGCGCUGGAGCCGGAGAAGUUUCAGAACAAGACCAACGGCAUCACCCCGCGGCGCUGGCUCCUGCUCUGCAACCCGGGGCUGGCAGAGCUCAUCGCGGAGAAAAUAGGGGAGGACUACGUGCGGGACCUGAGCCAGCUGACAAAGCUGCACGAGUUUGUGGACGACGACCUCUUCAUCCGGGAGGUUGCCAAAGUGAAGCAGGAGAACAAGGUGAAGUUCGCGCUGUACCUGGAGAAGGAGUACAAAGUGAAGAUCAACCCUUCCUCCAUGUUCGACGUGCACGUGAAGAGGAUCCACGAGUACAAGCGGCAGCUGAUGAACUGCCUCCACAUCGUCACCAUGUACAACCGCAUCAGGAGGGAGCCGGCGAAGGUGUUUGUGCCGAGGACGGUGAUCAUUGGAGGCAAAGCUGCCCCAGGAUAUCACAUGGCUAAAAUGAUCAUCAAGCUCAUCAAUGCUGUGGCUCACGUGGUGAACAAUGACCCCGUUGUGGGGAGCAAGCUGAAGGUCAUCUUCCUGGAGAACUACAGGGUCUCGCUGGCAGAGAAAGUGAUCCCUGCUACCGACCUGUCGGAGCAGAUCUCCACGGCGGGCACCGAGGCGUCGGGUACGGGGAACAUGAAGUUCAUGCUGAACGGGGCUCUGACCAUCGGCACCAUGGAUGGAGCCAACGUGGAAAUGGCCGAGGAGGCUGGAGAGGAAAACCUGUUCAUCUUCGGCAUGAGGGUGGAGGAUGUCACGGAGCUGGACCGGGAAGGGUACAAUGCCCACAAGUACUACGACCGACUCCCCGAGCUGAAGCAAGCCGUUGACCAGAUUAAGAGUGGCUUCUUCUCCCCAGAGGAGCCUGACCUCUUCAAAGACGUGGUCAACAUGCUCUUCCACCACGACCGGUUUAAAGUUUUUGCGGACUACGAGGCUUAUGUCAAAUGCCAGGAGAAGGUCAGCGAGCUGUACCUGAACUCCAAGGCAUGGACCAAGAUGGUCAUCAGGAACAUCGCGGCGGCCGGCAAGUUCUCCAGCGACCGCACCAUCAAGGAGUACGCCCGGGACAUCUGGCACGUGGAGCCCUCUGACCUGAAGAUCCCACCUCCCAACGAGCCCCGGGAUGCAGCUGAGGACAAGACCCUCAACGGCACGGCGGCCUAGGGGCACGGAGCUGCCGAGGGGCCGCGAGCACGUGCGUUGUAAAAUCGUCUCUGCUGUCUAGUCUGUGUGCUGCUGCUGCUGGCUUUCCUCGGGGCGGGGGGGGACAGGGGAGGGGGAGGACUUUUUAUAACCUAAGUGUCGUGCGGAAAGCGAAACCACGUCGCCCCGUUGCUUGCAUAGGUGCUAAAAAUAAAAGUGCC
Messenger RNA from Leptosomus discolor (cuckoo roller), 2000 nucleotides. NCBI's taxonomy places the organism in Eukaryota, Metazoa, Chordata, Aves, Leptosomiformes, Leptosomidae. The record is from RefSeq and is a predicted model, not a curated record.